GGCAGCUGUAGCUGAAGUGCAGUGGAAAAGGUCUUCUAUAUUUGCGGCUUCCCGGAGCUUCAGCAUACCGUAUGGUACGUUGUAUCAUAAAAUACACGGUUUGUACAGCAAGAAACCUGGUUCACCAACCGUUCUAACCGAUGCACAAGAAUGCGAUCUUGCUGAUACCGUUCGUGUCGCUGGCGUUUGGGGAUUUCCGCUGACUGCGGAUUGUAUAAAGAAGCUCGUCGAGCAAUUCCUGGAUCACAACAAAAUGAAGACCAAAUUCAAGAACAACACUCCUGGAAAAGAUUGGAUCAACUCAUUCCUGAAAAGGCACACAUUAGUUUCGCGCUUGUCUCAAAACAUUUAGCGAAGUCGUGCCAAAGUGAGUCUUGAGACUCUUAUUUCGACAAUCUUGCGACAACUGUGGAUGGUGUCCCUCCGGAAAACAUCAUAAACUACGACGAAACCAACUUCAGCGAUGAUCCGGGAUCGAAGCGCGUCGUAGUGCAAAGAGGCCAAAAACACGUAGACACAGUAAUGGACCAUUCUAAAUCCUCGUUUUCUGUAAUGUUUGCGGGGGCAGCCAAUGGAAAAAUACUGCCACCGUAUGUCGUUUAUGCAGCUCUCCACAUGUAUCCAACUUGGACUGAAGGGGGACCAGAUGGUUGUAGAUACAACCGCACAAAAUCUGGCUGGUUCGACUCUAUGGUGUUCGAAGACUGGUUCUUCACGAUAGCACUGCCAUACUUCAACGGACUACGUAACGAUAAAAAACGUAUUAUCAUCGGCGAUAAUGUUGCUUCACAUUUAAGCUUCCGUGUUCUACAAUCCUGCAUGGUCAGCAAUAUCAGCUUUGUUUUGCUGCCGCCUAACGUUACUCACCUAUGCCAGCCUCUCGAUGUUGCCUAUUUUCGACCUCUCAAAAAAGCCUGGAAAGAUACAUUGAGCGAAUGGAAGAAACAAAACAAAGGAUGCAUUCCAAAACACAUCUUUCCUCGACUUCUGAAGAAGUCUUUGGUGAAAAUUAGGGAGAAUAGUGAAACCAAUAUGAAAGCUGGGUUUAGAGCAUCUGGAAUUUACCCAUUGAAUGAGAAGGCAGUGCUCAAGAACCUUCCCGACAAUGCUGAUGAGCCUAAAACCGGAGAAACUGCAGUCACAUCUUCGUUUUCAGAACAGCUGAUUAUAAUGAUGAAGAAAGAGCGGUUCGGAUUAGCGCAGGAACGAACCAUUCCACGUAAGCGCCGGUUGAUUGAUGUUCAGCCAGGUUCCAGUGUUAGUGAACAGCAAGCUCAACAUUUAAUGGUCAAGAAGAUUAAAGUUGAAACAGAAGUUGACGAUGAUACCAAUGUCGUGAACCCUCCGAAAGUUAAAGGCGAAGCGAAAUCCACCAAGAAGGGUUCGAUGCUAGCAACUCGAAACCGUCGUCCGUUGAAAAAUAUAACCAACAGGAAGUAGCAAGCAACUAUAUCUCUACCACCCGUAGCAAGUUAUUAUAUAAAUCGAGACAAAUAAACAUGGUUAUACAAAACCCGAAUAUAAUUGAUUCCUUUUGCAUAUUGAGAGUUCUUCAUGCAACACUGUUGUAAACUAAAAAAUCAUGAACUAACCUCAGGUGAAAGUCUAUGCUUCUUAUUUAU
Wyeomyia smithii (pitcher-plant mosquito) is the source of this 1622-nucleotide messenger RNA. RefSeq lists its product as uncharacterized. The record is from RefSeq and is a predicted model, not a curated record. NCBI's taxonomy places the organism in Eukaryota, Metazoa, Arthropoda, Insecta, Diptera, Culicidae. The transcript is spliced from 2 exons. Gene Ontology annotation, molecular function: DNA binding. Bases 523 to 1440 code for a protein of 305 amino acids. Gene Ontology annotation, cellular component: nucleus.